CUCCAACAGGCCUGGGGAUGAAGGCUGCUGGCAUCUUGGCCCUGAUCAGCUGCCUGGUCACUGCUACGGAGUCCAAAAUCUACACUCGCUGUAAACUGGCAAAGAUAUUUUCGAGGGCUGGCCUGGACAAUUACCACGGCUUUAGCCUUGGAAACUGGAUCUGCAUGGCAUACUAUGAGAGCCGCUACAAUACCAUGGCUCAGACUGUCCUGGAUGAUGGCAGCACAGACUAUGGCAUUUUCCAGAUAAACAGUUUCACAUGGUGCAGACAUGCAAAGUUACAAGAGAAGAACCGCUGUCAUGUUGCCUGCUCAGCCUUGCUUACUGACGACCUCACAGAUGCAAUUAUCUGUGCCAAGAAAAUCGUUAAGGAGACCGAGGGGAUGGACUAUUGGCAAGGCUGGAAGAAACACUGUGAGGGCAGAGAUCUGUCUGAGUGGAAAAAAGGAUGUGACAUUUCAUAAGCUGAAAAUGGCCCAAGGACGCUUUGCAACAACAACUCCCUGAAUUUGUGUAUUGGAUGUCAGUGUUUGUGUCAUCUUGUCCUCC
Manis javanica (Malayan pangolin) is the source of this 549-nucleotide messenger RNA. RefSeq names its product lysozyme-like protein 1. Gene Ontology annotation, molecular function: lysozyme activity. The record is from RefSeq and is a predicted model, not a curated record. Lineage: Eukaryota; Metazoa; Chordata; Mammalia; Pholidota; Manidae.